This is a messenger RNA of Aquila chrysaetos chrysaetos, 3208 nucleotides long. RefSeq names its product elongin BC and polycomb repressive complex 2 associated protein (gene EPOP). Lineage: Eukaryota; Metazoa; Chordata; Aves; Accipitriformes; Accipitridae. The record is from RefSeq and is a predicted model, not a curated record.
CCCAACCCCAAACCCCCAAGGCUGCUUCUAUUGUGUUCGCCCGGGUCUCGGGGCGGUGAAGCCGCGGGCACGCCCGGGAGCCGCGCUGCGCGGUGCUGCGCGGUACUGCGCGGUACUGCGCGGUCCGCCCAGGGGUUUAUGAGGUUUUUGCGCGGGGGUGUGCGUGUGAAAUGUUGGGGUUUUAUGACAUCACAGGCCCGGAGUACCCAAUCAGCUGGCGGGUGGCGGGGACGGCUCGGUGGGGUGUUCCCUAGAAUAUACCGUACGCGGCGGCGGGGCCGCGAGUGCGGAGCCCGGGGAAGGUGGGAGCCGCACGGAGCCCCGGGGCUCCCCCGCCUCCCAGACCCCCCCCUCCUCCGCUACCAUUUUUUCCCUGUCGUGUCCCCCCCCCCUCCUUGUCGGGAGCUUUGUUUGCUUAAGCAUCUCAGUGGCUUUGCACAGCGAAGGGGGGGGGCUGUGCUUGUUGAUUCCUCGUCCACCCCCCCCCCCCCCCCCCCCCCCCCCCAAAGAGAUUAUUUUUGAAGUGGAAGGUGGGGUGCGCGGCCGCGGGGUGGGAGCUGGCCGGGGGGAGCCUGGAGGAUGCAAGAUGUUUGACUUCUUUAUUUUUCUUUCUUUUUUUUUUGCUGGGGAGGGGGAAGACGAGGAGUCAAGCCCCGGUACAGGCGGAGGAACUGGGUGUUUGGAAGAUGUUGCAAACCAUUGACUGGAGCGUUUGAAAGGGAGAUCGACUGCUUUGGCUUUUUUUUUUUUUUUUUUCCUUUUUUUUUUUUUCCUCCCCUCCCCCCUCCCCCACCUCUCCGGAGGGGUAGGGAUGUGUGUGAUCAGGGAGUGGAAACAAAUAUGUCCUUAUUUUCAAUGCCCCCUUUGAAAGAGACAAAGUAAAUGCUCCUUGCAAAAUGUUCCUGACCUGCGAAGGGACCUUCGGAAUUGUUCCAGCCACCAUGGAUUACAAUGGGGAAGCCAGGCCGGGGGAUUUUCAUGCUGGCUAUCAAGAAAUCGAAGGGAUAAACUUGGGAUACUUACAGAUCAAUGGCACCCAGAUGUUUGCUUUGGCCCAGGUCCUCAGCGACCUGUUUAAGGAUAUCCCCAGGACCACCAUCAGCAAGAAGAUGGAAACCUUAAAGAUCAAGAGCCGCCGCUGCGAUCUCAAAGAGCUCCGGACCCUCAAAGCCAUCAACUCGGUGCCCACCCGGGCGGUGAAAUGCUCCCUCAUCUCCAAGGCGGACCUGGAGGCUCUCUGCACCUCCUGCAAGAGCCUCAGCCCCCGGAGGAGGAAGAGGAAAAGGAAGAGCAAGAGGAGGGAGCAGCUGCUGCUGCCGGACCCGGGGGAGCUCUUCCCCUGCCCCCGGCCCCAGCUGCUGCCGCCCUGCCGAGCCGGCGGUUGCUGCGUUCCCCCCCCCGCCGCCGGCCGCCCCAAGCCGCCCCCCGGUUUCCCCAAGCCGCGCUCGGCGCCGGCCCCGCUGCUCCCGCAAGCCUUCCACCACAGGGCCUUCCCCGCCUUCGAAAAGCCCCCCCGGGGCCGGAGGGCUUGCGGGCUGACGGCUCGGGGGGGGGUUUUCGCCGGCGUCCUGGCCGGCUACCCCCGCGACCUGGCCUUGCUGCAGCAUCCCGCGGCCGCGCAUCCCGCCGCGCAGGCGGCCGCGCUCGCCCAGCCGGGCCGGCGCAAGCGGGGGCCCUGCUGUGCCAAGGGGCUCUUCCCGGUGGAGAAGGGGCCGGCGGCCCCCAGGAAAGGCCGUUCCUCCUCCGUCUUUCCCGGCUCCAAGAGACAGGGCACCUCCGCCGGCUACUCCAGCGACUCGGACUCCAGCCUGGACUUCGGGGGGUCCAGCCCCGCCACCUCCAGCGACUCGUCGGAGGAAGAGGAGGAGGAGGAGGAGGAGGAGGAGGAGGAGGAGGAGGAAGGGGACACGUCGUGCAGCAGCGAGGAAGGCAGCUCCUCGGAGUCGGAGAGCAGCUCGCUGUGCAGCGGGGACUCGGUGCAGAGCACCCGGUACAGGCAGGCGGCUCUGCCCCGCUUCCAGCCGCAGCCCCCCCGGGAGCCCCUCGGUGAGGAGCGCCCCGCCGAGCCCCCCCCGAGCGUGGGCAAAGCCCUGCGCCCCGACCCCAACCUCCUCUUCCUCUCGCAGCAGCUCUGGGCCAGGACUUUGCGAGCAUCAACUUUGGAAAGUUUGAGCCCGGCUCCAGCCCUGGGCUCGGGGGCCCAGCCGCUGCCGGAGCUGUACGCAAAGCAGGAGGCCUCCCCUUCCUCCUCCUCCUCCUCCUCCUCCUUUUCCUCCUCCUCCUCCUCCUCCUCCUCCUCCUCCUCCUCCUCCUCCCCCCCUCCCUCCCCGAGCAGCACCCCUGGGGGGGAUCCGCAACAAAAGGAGGGAGGCUUUGGGGACGCGGAGCCCUGCGCCAAAGGGAAGGAUUUGCACAAAGAUGCCUCGAACAAUAGAGCCUCGUUAGGCCCCAGUGACCAGGCAGAGAGGCAAAGCGGAGCUUUAGGCGGGCGAACGCCUUCCCGAGAGCCGGCCCCGGGCUCGGCCCCGCAGCCCCCGGCUCAGGAGCUGGCGGGGAGCCUCGGGCCGGCCCCCCCCGGGGACACGGGGGAGCCCCGGCGGGAGCACUUUGACCGCCUGAUCCGGCAAUCCAAGCUGUGGUGUUACGCCAAAGGGUUCAACCUGGACGGGAAAAGUUUGCGGCCCGGAGGGAGGACGGAGCCCUGUAAAACCGCAGAGCUCAAAUCCCCCGGCUCCAAAAGAGCAGAGAGCCCCAGCACCUUGUCAAACAAAGCUUUGAAAGGCAAUGGCUCGGAAAGGAAUGCCAAGCGCAGACGCCUUGCCAGAGGCGCUGAGGCAGAAAGGCAACAGAGCUCCUCUAAAGGGAGGCCACAAAAGACUCAAAGGAGGAAUGCCAAAAAGGGAAACACUCAUUGCAAACGCCUCGGCAGCGCCGGGCCAACCCCGCCUCGGAAUUCCUUCAGCCUCAUGGGCAACUUCCCCUGUAUUCCCUCCCUGGUCGUGGGGGAAGAUGGGGACCUGUGUCCUGCCUCCUCCCUGGGGGUCAAAAACUCCUGGGCCCUCUCCAAAACUCACCCCCUGUGGAGCUGGCACCUGGGGGGCAACGCCAUCCCCGUGCCCCCCAGCCUCAAAUUCCGGGGCUAUAGCUUGGAGGAUCUCUAAGGACAGCGGACGGCCCGGAGGAAAGGUUUACGUGCAACAGAUGAGAG